Messenger RNA from Raphanus sativus (radish), 474 nucleotides. RefSeq lists its product as uncharacterized. The coding region runs from base 1 to 474 and encodes 157 amino acids. The transcript has a single exon. The record is from RefSeq and is a predicted model, not a curated record. Lineage: Eukaryota; Viridiplantae; Streptophyta; Magnoliopsida; Brassicales; Brassicaceae.
AUGCCCCAUCAUGAUGCUCUGAUCAUCACGAUAGAACUCGCCGGCGUAGCCAUUUCGAAGGUCCUCGUGGACUCUAGGUGCGUAGCCAACUUGUUGUCGCACGAAACCCUCGAGAAAAUCGAUCGACCUGACGUGGUGAUUGAUAAAUAUGCGCCUCCUCUCUUUAGCUUCGGGGGAAGCAGCGUACCCCUAUUAGGGAAUAUAGCGAUCAUCGUCAAAACAUACGACCUCGAACAAGAAACCGAGUUUUCAGUGAUGAACAAUCUCUCGCCUUUCGAUGCCAUCCUAGGACGACCUUGGCUUCAUCGAAUGAAGGCAGUACCCUCGAUUUAUCACCAGUGCGUAAAAUUUAUAUCUCCAACCGGGGAGAAAACCAUCUACGGUAACCAAAGGCAAUCACGAUCCUACUACAUGACAGGGUACCGCAAGAUGUUCUCGCAAGAAACGAACCAACCAGCGGUACGAGAUCCCUAA